AUGAGCGAAGGCUUCACUGGAAACUUGGGAUUCGAGGGAUUAGAUGUUACAUUAAAUUAUUUCACAAAUCAACCUGAUGUUCUGUCUGUGACCAAUGCAGAUCUUGCCAUAAUCUUCAAAUCGCUUAGCAAGAAAGACCCAAAAACCAAAGAAAGGGCUCUUGGCGAUCUACUUGCAUUCAUCGAGAAAGAGUCUGUGGGAUUUAAUGACUUGGAUAUAGAAUGUUGGGUGAAAAUGUAUCCUAAGAUUGCACUCGAUAACUCCAAAGAUGUGAGGGCGAUGACUCACAGAAUUCAGGGCACACUUUUGAAGACACUAGGAUCGAAAAUAUAUGGCAAAUACUUGAAAAUUACGAUGCCGAUUUGGUUAUUGGGUAUCAAGGACCCCGACAAGGGUGUUUCCAAGACAGCAUCGAGUCUAUUGCUCGAGAACUUUCUGGGAGACAAGUCCAAAUUUGAAAAGGUGUGGGAGAUAUUUGAAAAUCAGAUUUUGAACUUGAUCGGCUCGGUUGUUACUAUAGAAACUCCAGAAACCUUGUCUGAUCCAAGAUAUGUGUCUGAGUCUGAAAUACAAAUCAAAUACGACCGAGUUUUGAGUGUGUGUAUUGAGAUGCUUUUGCAAAUUUGCAAAAAGUCUGAAUAUACCGCAUCCAUCGAACUGAUUUUGAAACUGGACACCAUAUGGGACAGUUUAGUCAACAGUGUGAAAGACGACUCGAUGAACUUGGGUUUAUUUAAGUACAUUUUGACUUUGAUAUUGAACUUGUUUUCCGUUGAAAGCCAUCUUUUGGAAUCUAUGGAUUACAAAUCCUUGUACAAAACGGUCUCAAAGGCAAUAAUGAAAGUGAAAUACUCCAAAAAUAGUCCAUCCAUCAUUUAUUCAGCUGUGAUUCUCCCGUUUUGGCAAGUUUUGAUACAGCUUACGAGGUUCUCAAAGCGUAUGCAAUUGAAUAAAUCGAUUUGGGACAUAGGGGGCAGCAAAGCUAUCACAAGGCUACACAACUAUACCCGUCUAGGUCCAUGUGACCUGGAUCCAGUAUAUUACGAUUUAGCUGGUGCUUUGAUGACUGAUUUGAAAGGAGAGAAUGUAGUUGAUUUCAAUGAUUCGGAGGAGUCGGUGUUUUUUACCAAGACUUUGGUGAUGCAGAUGGAAAAGAAUAGGGAAACAUUCAAACCGUCCUGUUUACGGUGCACAUUGAAAGUUUUGGAUUUGUUUGACACAAACAAAGUCGAGAACACAACGACAGUGAUACAAAGCGUGUUGGAGGGAAAAAGUUACAGACUUGGAUCAACCGCCGUUGAAAUCACUUCCAAAUUUGAAAAUUUUGAAAAUAAAUCAUUGUUGAAAGAAUCACUUUCUGUCAUUGUUGCAGACAUCAAAGCAAAUGCAGGAGAUAAAUUAUACACAAAGGAGUACUUGACCCGAUUGUAUGAAUUAUUGAAGGUGGUUGGACUCAAAGAUCAAAGCGCAGAGUUGGUGGAUUCUGUACUAAAGGAGUGUGCUGCAGAGAAGAUUGAUGUCUCAGUAGCUUUUCGCUACGCUGCUGCGUAUUUCACAGUAAGUGAGGACAUUACACCCCUGUUGAAAUCAUUUGUUGGACAGAUACCCCAACAAUUGCAAGGAAACUACGAGACUUUAAUCGAAAUUAUAAAGCAUGUGACAUCAAAGAAGUUGUUGGAAGAUGAAAUUUUGGUUAACUUAAUCAAUGAGUCAUUUUCAAACCUCUCCUUGACAAAUCCAGAAAAAAGAGAUGCUUUCGUGAAAUCGAUUGAUUCAAAUUUUACUGAGUCAGAAUAUCCUGAAAUUUACCUGUACCUCAAAGAGACGUCACGUGGACUGGCCGAGCCGGAAUAUUUGGAAAGAUCAUUAGCAUCUAGAGAUGACAAUGCUUUACGUGAUGUCAUUGACAAUUUGGAUGAGCAGUCGUCACCUGCUUUCAUUUCUGCCGUUUUGAAAACCGAUUCUCUUGCAUAUGCGAUUGAGCUUGGAAUUGAUGGACUUUUACAAUCAGCUUGGGGCAAUGCAAAACAACUGCUGCAGUUUUUAAAAACAUUGAGUCAACACGAUGUGGCCUACUUUUCGUCAUUAGUGGGAUAUCUCCAGAAAUGCUCUAUUGAGACUAGAUUGGACGAUGUUGUCAGUUUGUUUCGAGAGGGCCCACUUCUUUUCGAAAGAUUUUGUCAAUAUGUAAAAGAGUCGGUCAACAACACAGAACCAUAUGAGUUCGCAAUUGCAAAUGCAUUAGAACUGGCAGUCUAUUUAUGCACCCAUGGACCAAAGAGGUUACUGAAAGAAAUACUUCUUGUGGCCAAAUUCAUAAUCGAGUUAAACAUCGAGGAGCGCAACUGGCGAGCCUUGACUUCAAUUUGCAAAGAGAUUGUGUCAGAUUUUGUUUUCACAGAAGAUAUCCAUGCAGAGGAGGAACAAGUUUUGAUGGAAGUCGUUGAGAAAGCUUCCAGACAAAGAGAGAGCGUGAAUUUAAAGGAUCUCAUAGGCGACAACUCUAAUGAUCCGUUAACUUUGAUAGCCGAUGGAGACGAUAUUUUUGCCUUUUAUGCCGCAAGAUGUCUUUCAAAGACUAUUGAAAACGCAUCUGAGCAAUUAAGUCUUCUGCAGUUUGAAUCUUUGGAAAUCAAUUACGUUCAGUUGUUUAAACAUCCAUUGAAAUGCGUGGCUUUAACUAAUGGAAUCAAAAACUUUCUUGGCUCAUCGAAAUUGGAUCGUCCUAGAAACCACGCCUUUUCGGAGCUUUUGGCAGUGAAAAAAGAGGAAGAUAUCAUCACUUUGGGUUUAAAAUGGAUAACGAUACUCAUCUCAUUUAUCAACAAGGAAGCCAACUUGAAAAACAUAUUCCCUGGUAUUAAACUAUCCAUGGUAUUGAAGCAGAUUGACGAUUGGUUCGACACGUCAGCAGCAUAUGACCCUGAAUUUAUCGAUGUGAGAAUUCAAACGUUCAUCUUUCUUGGCCAUCUACCUGACAUAGAAGACGCUUUGCCUGAUAUCUACUAUGAUUUGGUAAACAAGGUAUUAAGCGAUAAUCUCGACAUGGCGGAAGAUCGGAUCGACUUGAGAUACGACACAUUAAAGGUAUACACUAGCUUGUUGAAGUACAAUCUAAGCGGCAUUGAGUUGCAAGAUGAGAAAAUAAUUGAAUUGCUCACCUCAGAGGAUGAACAUCGGGGUCAUGUUGUGUCAUUAGUUGAUGCUGCUUUAGAAAGAGCUGUACAGACUUCCAAUAUAUCAACUAAACUUGUGAAAAGUUCACAAGACCAGCUUUUGAAAACACUUGCCCAGACCAGCUCUAUCAUCAGACAAAAGCUUUGUGUCAUGCAGUUGACAAGACUUUUUAAAGAAGAAAAAGACGAUUUUGUAAUUGAAUACCAGCUUUCCAAAGAUGAGAGCAAGAAGGCAGAGCUUCCAUUACAAGUUAUGAAAAUAAUGCAGCAAUUCAAAGUUGACUCCACUACUGAUGUUUUCAGAUACAUGUUUUCCUGGCUCUUGAUCACCGAUUUUUUCAAAGAUGUCACCCUUUCGAUCAAGAACGAUUAUUUGAAUCAAGUUUUGGAAGGUAAAGAUUUACAGACGCUUUUAUUUUACAUAUUUGAUCAUGUGGAUUUGGAUAACAAGUUUUUGUCAACCUUGGACAUAGAUGAGGUUACAACGUAUGACGUACAGGAAAUAUUCAAUGGAACAAGUGUUGAAGAAGAGUUGAAAAUCCUUUCACUUUGCAUAUACUACAAACUACUCAAGUAUUGUGGAUUUCAAGUGCAACUUUGGUUCAAGGAAAUCAGAGACAAGCAACUUCAAAUGAAGGUUGAAAGAAUCACAAGCAAAUACUUGUCUCCCCCAUUGAUCAAUGAGGUGUUGGAGCAGGUGGAAUCGGAAAAAAAGAAGCUUCUAGCAAAAGAGGACAAUUUAUCCAUAAAAGUGAAUCGAGUUUCAAAUGAGAUAAAAACGUCGUAUCUUGUCGACGAGCAAAAGCUUGAGAUGGUGGUGAAAAUCCCACCUCAUUACCCAUUGGAAAAUGUUGUUAUUGACGGACCUUCGAGAGUUGGAGUGAAGGAGAAUAGAUGGAAGGCGUGGUUACUUGCAUCGCAAAAGCUUAUAUCCCUUCAAAACGGUUCAAUAAGUGAUGCCAUUGAACUAUUUUGCAAAAACAUUAAUCUCCACUUCUCAGGAUUCGAAGAUUGUGCAAUUUGUUAUUCCAUUUUGCAUCAAGAUUUAUCAUUGCCUUCAAAGACUUGUCAAACCUGUAACAACAAAUUUCAUGCUGCCUGCUUGUACAAGUGGUUCAAGAGUUCGGGUAAUUCAACGUGUCCGUUGUGUCGAUCGCCAUUCAAUUUCAAAACUAGAAGCUAG
This is a messenger RNA of Lodderomyces theae, 4359 nucleotides long. Its product is annotated as ubiquitin-protein ligase. Gene Ontology annotation, biological process: rescue of stalled cytosolic ribosome; ribosome-associated ubiquitin-dependent protein catabolic process. Gene Ontology annotation, molecular function: ubiquitin protein ligase activity; zinc ion binding; ribosomal large subunit binding. Bases 1 to 4359 code for a protein of 1452 amino acids. Gene Ontology annotation, cellular component: RQC complex; cytosol. The record is from RefSeq and is a predicted model, not a curated record. The transcript has a single exon. Lineage: Eukaryota; Fungi; Ascomycota; Pichiomycetes; Serinales; Debaryomycetaceae.